ACCCCUUCCUUCGUUUUGUCGCUUCGCUGUUUUACUUUCGUUCGGUCCGUACCAGCGGCACGUUUCGACCUCACAAGAAUGUAACGUGUGUGCGUGUGUUUUUCGAUCGUACCUCAUCAAUUUCGAAGAUGGACCAGAUGGAGAACACGAGCAAGUGCUCGAGCAACGAGAUACCUUCGAUACCGGAAUAUUUGUCUGCGACAAAUGUCUACGGAAUAACGCUGGUCUCGAUGGGCACGGUUGCGGUGCUCGUCGUUGUCGCAAUGUUCCUCGACACCUUCCUUUACGUAAUGAAAAACGCCUCGUCCAAAGUGAAAGCGCACACCGCCUUCGUAAUUGGAGUGUAUCCGGUCAUUUCGUUGGUGACGUACUUUGCGAUAUUGGUGCCGCGUUCGCAUCUGAUCGCCGAGGCGAUCACCCAGGGCAUGUUCAUGGCCGGGAUGUACCAACUGUUCUGCCUGUUCGUCGCCUACUGCGACGGCGAAGCUGAGGUGGUGCGAAGAGUCAAGCCGGCGAAGCUGAGCCUGCAGGUCAAUCCGCUGUGCUGCUUCCCGUGCUGCAAACUUCUGCCGACGUUUCAUGUUACCAAAAAGUCGGUCAGGACGUUGAGGUUUAUGGUGUUGCAGCUGCCGAUUUUCCAAAGUCUCGUUUACUUGACGCUUAUUGUUAUGUGGGCUGAACGAGAGAGUUUAUAUCGCAUCAAUUAUCUAUACAUUCAACCUUUGAUCGGCAUCUCGAUUCUGAUCGGCAUUUGGGGCAUUUCCAUGAUGAUCAACAUACUUAAAUCGAUUCUGGUCGAUGAAUUUAUUAUUGGAAAAUUCAUAGUGCUCCAAAUGGUGCUGUUGCUUGCAAAGAUGCAGGGCUUUUUCACCAGAGCUCUGGUCUGGAUGGAUCUGUUGCCUUGCAAACCUCCAAUUACUCCAGCAGUUUAUGGAAACCUGUUGCAUAAUACGUUGAUGUUGGGAGAAAUGGUUCUAUUAGGUGCUGUGGCAAGAUUCUUAUACAAAAGACGUCUGCCAGAAACUGUGGACGUACCGACAAAAAUUACAACAAUCGGUUCGAUUAUGAGCGACGAUUUCGCCAAUAACAACAACAAUAACAAUCAAAUUGUUAUCAAAUCGGAGAAGGAGUUGAUUGGCUACGAAAAUCAUGCUUGUGAUAUUAAGUUGUAAUUGUAUUACUCCAGAUGAUGUAGUUUUCAUUAUUUUUUGCAGGGUGCAAAUAAAAUCAAUAGUUUUA
Molecule: messenger RNA, 1239 nt
Organism: Aethina tumida (small hive beetle)
Lineage: Eukaryota; Metazoa; Arthropoda; Insecta; Coleoptera; Nitidulidae
Product: organic solute transporter subunit alpha
Exons: 6
Coding region: 129-1172 (347 amino acids)
Biological process (GO): transport
Molecular function (GO): transporter activity
Source: RefSeq, a predicted model, not a curated record